AUGAAAACGGAAGAUUUUACCUUCCCUAGAGUUGAUCCCGAGCAUUUGACAGUUAUACCAUCUUUGUGGAGAAUUUCCUCUCUUGUUCAUUCCAACAGAACAGAUUUCGACCUCGAAAAUGGAACAAGUGGACAGAUUUUCAGGAACAGUUUCUCAAAGGUUUGUGAAAUGAAUAAGAGAGCCAGGAAUGCAGCAGCAGCAGCAGAAGAAGAGAAGAUGGACAUGUUGUGGGAAGAUUUCAAUGAGGAAAUGAUUCAUCAGAGCAUAUCUUCUGCAGAAAGCAGUGGCUCAGAUUCUGAACCUGAGAAUAAGGAAGAAGCCAUAGAGGAAUGCAGUAGAUGUCACUUGGAAUCUGUUUCUCCAAAGAAGAAAAACUUGGUGCUGGUUGUCAAGGUUUUCAAGAAGCUUUUCUUACUUCAAAAUGAGGCUUUGAUCAAGAAAAGAGAUAUGGGCAGAGUCUAG
Olea europaea var. sylvestris is the source of this 462-nucleotide messenger RNA. RefSeq lists its product as uncharacterized. The record is from RefSeq and is a predicted model, not a curated record. The transcript has a single exon. Bases 1 to 462 code for a protein of 153 amino acids. NCBI's taxonomy places the organism in Eukaryota, Viridiplantae, Streptophyta, Magnoliopsida, Lamiales, Oleaceae.